Molecule: messenger RNA, 1203 nt
Organism: Botrytis sinoallii
Lineage: Eukaryota; Fungi; Ascomycota; Leotiomycetes; Helotiales; Sclerotiniaceae
Exons: 1
Coding region: 1-1203 (400 amino acids)
Source: RefSeq, a predicted model, not a curated record
AUGGAAGACCUUCCGAAGACCUUUGAAGAUGCCAUUGAAGUUUGUAUGCAGUUGAAAAUUAGGUAUAUUUGGAUUGACUCACUCUGCAUUAUACAGGACGAUAAAGAAGACUGGGCGAGAGAGUCUGUCACUAUGAUUGAUGUCUACGGUAGCGGUGUGCUGAACAUUGCUGCAUCUAGCUCCAUCGAUGGUAGCCAAGGAUGUUUCUUUGAUAGGCAAGAUCUCCUAAAGUGUCGUAUCUCUCUCAAGAUCAAUAGAAAUAAUGACGCUAUGUAUGAUUGCAUACCAAAUACGAAACAUCCUCUAGACGAUCCCAUCGUUUGUCCGUUGGAAAGUCGAGGCUGGACAUUACAAGAGCGCCUUCUCUCGCCACGCACUGUGCAUUUCACAUGGAAAGAGGUGUUUUGGGAGUGCCAUACGAACUUUGUUUCAGAGAGCUCAGCUUUCUACUCUGAUCGAACUGAGCGUCAGAAAAAGGAACAGCUUUCAAUCGAUAUCUGGGACAAAAUCGUUACAAAUUACUCAGGCCGUCAUCUGACCUACGAAGAGGAUAGACUUAUAAGACUGGCCGGAAUUGCGGCGAAAAUGCAGCAACAGAAAAAAGAUGAAUACUUUGCAGGAAUGUGGAGUAACGACUUAAUAAGGAGACUAUGUUGGAAUGUCACUGAUCAACACGUAAGGCAAAGAAUUUCACCUCGACGUGCUCCAACGUGGUCCUGGGCAUCAGUCGCAUCGCAAGUACAAAGCUUAGACAGCGAUUCAGUCUGCGAUACUCCGUUAUCUAGAAUUUUGAAAGUCGAGAAACCAGCGACUGAAAAUCAAUUCGGCGACAUGCCGAACUUAAAAUUGUGGUUAUCAUGUCCUCCACUUCUAAUCGCCGAAUUUAUCCCGCCCAAUACUUUGUUUUUGGGCGGAAGUUUUAUGAUAUAUUAUUGGUAUAAGAUAGACUGUGUAGAAGGUACUGGGCGAGUGAAAGUUAACAGCAAAACGUACAACGUUUACAUAUUAUUGCCGCUUUCUGUCCACCAGGGAAUAAUUUUGAAACGUAUCGAAGGAGACCAAGGUGUUUAUAAAAGAAUUGGAAUGGCGUUGACUCUUCCUGUGUCAGCCAUGGAUGAGAAAAAUAACGCAGACGAGACUGCGUAUGUUCCGCGGGAGAAACACAAUUUUGACACUGAUGAACAUGUCAUAUGUUUGGUUUAG